AUGGCUUUAGAGGAAUGUCGUUGGUUUGAUCAUAAGGAUUGGCAGCCUUUAUCAUCAUUGCUGCAGCAAGAAGAAGCAGCAGCAGCAGCAGCAGGAGGAGCAGCAGCAGCAGCAGCAGCAGAUAUGGAAUACUUCACUGAUCAUGAUGAGGCCUCGGACGCGGAGUUCGAAAGGCAGCAGCUGAUGCAGCAGCAGAAGCAGCAAAAGAACGAGCAGCAGCAGCAGCAACAGCAACAGCAGACGAAGAACAGCAGCAGCAAAGCGCAUGCACACAAAGACACAGAUGAGAAGCAUAAACAUGAAACGACAAAAAGCAAGAAAAAGGUGAAGGAGAAGACCUCCAGCAGCAGCACCAGCAAAAGCAACAGCAGCAGCAAAAGCAGCAGCAGCAGCAGCAGCAGCAGCAGCAGCAACAGCAGCAGCAGCAACACCAACGGGGAAACGGCUGCUGGAGAUGCAGCCCCUGCUGAAGGAAAGCGCAGCAAAAAACACAAAACAGAAGCAGCGACAGCAGCAGAGGCAGCCGCAGCAGCGGCAGCAGCAGGAGCAGCAGAGGCAGUGGAAGCAGCAGAAGCAGCGGCAGCAGCAGAAGCAGCGGCAGCAGCAGAAGCAGCGUCAGCAGCAGAAGCAGCAGCAGAAGGCGCAGCCGCAGAGAUCACCCGAGCAGCAAGAGAAGAAAAAGAAUUGCUGUUUCUGUUAGCAGCGGCAGCAGCAGAGGUCGCAGCAGAAGCAGCAGCAGCAGCAGCAGAGACCGCAGCAGAAGCGGCAGCAGUGGCAGCAGCAGAAGCAGCGGCAGCAGCAGAAGCAGCGGCAGCAGCAGAAGCAGCGGCAGCAGCAGAACCCGCAGCAGCAGCAGAGGCAGCAGCAGCAGCAGAGGCAGCAGCAGCCGAGGCAGCAGCAGAAGCAGCAGCAGCAGGAGUAUCAGCAGCAGAAGCAGCAGCAGGAAGCAGCACAGAGGACGGGGCCGACGGUCUCGCGGCCACCAUCGGAGGCGCAGCAGCAGCAGCAGCAGCAGCACACGUAGCAGCAGCAGCAGCAGAAGCAGAAGCAGCGUGCACAGGAAGAGGAGAAGGAGCCACAGCUCCGCAUCGAGGCCCCGUCACGGCAGCAGCAGCAGCAGCAGCAGAAGCAGAAGAAGCAGAAGAAGCAGCAGGAGCAGCAGGGGCAGGAGAAGAAGCAGCAGCAGGAGCAGCAGCAGAAGGCCGAUGA
Eimeria acervulina is the source of this 1209-nucleotide messenger RNA. RefSeq lists its product as hypothetical. Lineage: Eukaryota; Apicomplexa; Conoidasida; Eucoccidiorida; Eimeriidae. Bases 1 to 1209 code for a protein of 402 amino acids. The record is from RefSeq and is a predicted model, not a curated record. The transcript is spliced from 2 exons.